UGAUGACUUCCACAACAAUUAUUGUAUCCCUUUAAAAUAUCUACUUAUAACUGAUUUAGGUACCUCUAGAAUCACUAUCUCGGUCCCCAUUGGUUUUGAUUGAGAUGUGUCUGCUUUCACAUUGAUCACAAGGCUUUCAGUCGCCCACGUAUUCUCAUACAAAGAUAUUGGACUACUUUUUUCAUUCAAAUGUCAAAUAUCUAAGAAACAAAUAUCUGAUAUUUCAAAGUUUUCUGCCUAUGAUUUGAGAGCAAUGGUAGACUUUUCCUUGUAACAAAAUUGAAAAGUCAUUUCCUCACAAGGAAAUUUACAGAUACGCUUCACAUUUCUUUUUAUAAGAAAACAUAUUAGAAUUCAGAUGGGGUUUAGAACCGAAACCAUUGGUAGUAUUUUCGGUUCCACCAUGUUCUUCCUAAUCUUCUUCAGCUUGCUUCUGUCACAGCAUCAUUGUGCUGAAGUUUAUGAAAUAACACCGUCACAACCAUUUUCACAGACACAAACCCUUGUCUCCCCCAGCCGCAUUUUCGAAUUGGGGUUCUUCAGUCCUAAUGGUUCGGUUAACAAGUACGUGGGGAUAUGGCACACAAACAUAUCUCCGCAUAAAGUUGUAUGGGUUGCCAACAGAGAAAAUCCUAUUGCAGCUUCAGAUACCUUGGCUAAUUUGACAAUUAGCAGCAAUGGGAAUCUGGAGCUUGUAGAUGGGAAGCAGAAUUCUCUUUGGUCAACGAAUAUUUCAAUGCCAUUUAAUGGUUCAGCUGCAGGGCUUUUGGACAGUGGAAAUCUUGUCGUAAAACAUGAUGAUGUCGGAGCUGUUCCAUUAUGGCAGAGUUUUGAUUAUCCUAGUGACACACUUCUACCAAGCAUGGUGCUGGGAUUCGAUAGUAAAUCUGGGAAGCGCAGUUUAAUGAAAGCCUGGAAAAGUGAGAGUGAUCCAUCAGCUGGCUUGUUCUUGGUUGGACUUUCACCAGACGUUCCAUCACAAGUGUUCAUUUGGAUUAAUGAAUCGAAACCCUACUGGAGAAGUGGGGCAUGGGAUAAAUCAAGGUUCAUCGGGGCACCAGAUAUGAAUAAUCAAUAUCAAAGUGGAUUCACUCUAAAUGAUGAUGUGAACCAGGGAACAAAAUCUUUUUCUUACAGGGUUUUUAACAAUACGCUUUCAUAUCUUGGCAUCUCUUCAGACGGAGUACUGAGUUAUUUUAAGCUUUCGGACAAUGGCAGCAACUGGUGGCUUCCCUGGGUGGCACCGGUGAAUUCAUGUGACAUUUAUGGAACAUGUGGAGUUUAUGGUGUCUGCAAAGGUUCUGAAUCUCCAAAUCCAAAUUGCGAGUGUUUGAAAGGGUUUGUACCAAAAUCAAAUGAGGAAUGGAGCAACGGAAACAGGACUGGAGGGUGUGUGAGGCACACCGAAUUGUUUUGCGAUCAGAGUAACACAAGCAGGUCAUUUUCUUCAGGUGGAAAAGAAGAUGGGUUCCGGAAGAUGGUGGGAUUAAAGCUACCAGAUUUUCAUGAGCUUAUCGAAAAUCUGGAGGCUGACGAGUGCAAGAUACGAUGCCUAAAUAAUUGUUCUUGUCAGGCUUAUGCGCAAGUUAAUAAUAUAGGGUGUUUGGUCUGGUCCAGUGACCUUAUUGAUAUACAAGAGUUUGCAUUUGGAGGGAACGAUCUUUAUAUUCGCCUAGCACUCGGAGAAUUAGAUGAAGGAAAGCCUGUAAAGCUAAUUGCUAGCGUCACUGCUGUUGGUUUUAUCAGGAACACGAAAGAAAAAACAAAGUUAAUGCAGUUGAAUCAUACAAGUGAUAAUUCAAGGGAUAAUCUUCAAGAAUACAUAAGAAAACAUGAUCCAUCAGAGCUAUUCAUCUACGAUUUUGACAGCAUAUUAAAUGCCACAAACAAUUUCAGCACCAUGAACAAACUCGGGGAAGGAGGUUUCGGCCCUGUUUACAAGGGUAAGCUACAAGAAGGAAAGGAAAUAGCAGUAAAACGACUAUCUAGUAGCUCGGGGCAAGGCAUAGAGGAGUUCAAGAAUGAGAUGCUGCUGAUCUCCAAACUCCAACACAAAAAUCUUGUUAGGAUCAUGGGCUGCUGCGUCAAAGACGAUGAAAAGUUACUGAUUUAUGAGUUCAUGCCGAACAGAAGCUUGGAUACUCUUCUAUUCGAUCGAACGCGCAGAGCACAGCUUGAUUGGGCUAGACGCUUCAAUAUUAUUCAGGGAGUUGCUAGAGGACUUCUUUAUCUCCACCACGAUUCCCGUUUGAAGGUAAUCCAUAGAGAUUUGAAGGUUAGUAACAUUCUCUUGGAUGAGAAUAUGAACCCAAAAAUUUCAGAUUUUGGAUUGGCACGAAUCUUUGAAGGGACACAGAGUCUAGCAAAUACUCACAAGGUUGUGGGAACACGUGGUUAUAUGUCUCCAGAGUAUGCCAUGGGUGGGAUAUUUUCUGAAAAAUCUGAUGUCUAUAGCUUUGGCGUCUUGUUAUUGGAGAUUAUCGCGGGCAAAAAGAAUACUAGCUUCUAUUACAACGAGGAACAGCAUGGAUUUUUAGCUCAUGUUUGGCACUUAUGGAAUGAAGGCAGGGGACUGGACUUGCUAGAUGAAGUAUUGGUGGAUUCAUAUUCGUCCUUAGAAGUAAUGAGAUGCAUGCACAUCGGACUCCUUUGCGUGCAGGACAAGUCUGAAGAUAGACCAACCAUGCCGGACGUAGUUUUCACACUAAGUAGUGAGACGGAUCUUCCACUACCUAAGCAGCCUAUAUUUUCUUAUUUCCGAAUCUCUGUCUCUAAUCCUCAACCCAAAUAUGACAAUAUUUUCUCUGCAAAUGAAGAUACCAUAACCGUGAUCGAAGGUCGGUAAGCAAUAGAACGUUGUUACAUCACAAUGCAGUGGAUUUUGGUGAUUGCAUGUGUAAAUACAAGUAGGGUUAUUGCACCUGUAAAAGUUCUGCAGCUUGUAGAAAGCAAAUCUGCUAUUUAGUACACGGCGAUGGUUUAUUAUUCUCAAAAAAUUUCACAAUUUCAAUGGUAGACGUGGCAGAUAAUCGAAACAUUUUGUUUAAUGAAUUCUUUCUUCUGAAUCUUA
Malus domestica (apple) is the source of this 3070-nucleotide messenger RNA. The record is from RefSeq and is a predicted model, not a curated record. NCBI's taxonomy places the organism in Eukaryota, Viridiplantae, Streptophyta, Magnoliopsida, Rosales, Rosaceae.